AUGGCGUUCAUCACUGACCGUGGGACGUAUUGCUACAAAGUAAUGCCGUUCGGUCUCAAGAACGCAGGCGCGACUUAUCAACGCCUUGUCAACAAAAUGUUCGCUGAGCGAUUGGGAGUAACAAUGGAAGUAUACAUCCAUGAUAUGUUGGUCAAAUCCAAAAUGGCAGCCGACCAUAUCGACCAUCUUAAAGACUGUUUCCUCGUCUUGAACAAAUACGACAUGAAACUCAACCCCACGAAGUGCACUUUUGGCGUUACGCCAGGCGAAUUCCUUGGUUAUACAGUCACGCAACGAGGGAUCAAAGCAAACCCAAAGCAGAUAUCCACUAUCCUGGACCUCCCUAGUCCUCGCGAGUGCCUCCCUUUCAACGACCUGUUGCUGGGCAAUAAGAAAUUUAUUUGGGACGAGCGUUGUGAAGAAGCAUUCGAACAGCUCAAACACUACCUUACUACGCCACUCGUUUUGGCAAAACCUGAGAAAGGUGACACUUUGUACCUUUACAUUGCGGUAUCUGAUGCGGUCGUGAGUAACGUGCUCGACAAAGAAGAACGAGGAGAGCAACGCCCGAUAUUCUACACCAGCCAGAGCAUGACCGACGCGGAAACACGGUACUCGACGCUCAAAAAAAUGGCGCUCGCCGUUAUGACUUCGGCGAGAAAGCUCCGACCAAAGUACGAUGUUACAUUUCAAAGCAGGCCAUCCACAAAGUCGCAAGUACUGGCUGACUUCCUCAUCGAGCUAACGCCCGAACUCGAACAUGAUCUACAGCUGCCGAAUGGUAUCUGGAUUUUGCAUGUCGACGGAUCAUCGUCUAGUAGAGGCUCCGAGAUUGGCUUCCAUCUCCAAUCUCCAACCGGUGAACUGCUCCAACAGUCCUUUCGGUUGGGUUUCAAAGCAUCCAACAAUGAAGCUGACUACGAAUCACUCAUCGCUGGGCUACAUCUAGCACAAGCGGUUCAAGCAAAAUGUAUUCAAGCAUACUGUGACUGUCAAUUGGUAUCCAACCAGUUCAGGGGCGACUAUGAUGCGAAGAACGAACAAAUGGAUGCUUACCUCAAAGUCGCGCAAGAUCUCGCCAACGAGUCUGAGUCUUUCCAACUUACAAGGAUCCCUCGCGGUGAAAACGUCUGUGCAGAUGCUCUAGCAGUGCUCGGGAGCAAUCCAAGAGAUCAGGCCAAGUGUGCAAACUACGUCGCCAUCGAGGGAAGGUUGCACCUCUGGACUUCUGCUAAGGUCCUCUUGACGUGCCUCAGCACAAAGGAAGCAGCAUUGGACAUGGCCGAAACUCACGAAGGAGCAGCCGUAAACCACUCAGGCGGUCGAGCAUUAUCCCUCAAAGUAAAAAGCAUGGGUUUUACUGGCCAACCAUGGUCGCUGAUUGCGAAGCGUAUACCCGAAAGUGCGACAAGUGCCAGCGACACGCCCCAGCGACACGCCCCUUACAUAUACUGUCCGACCGAACUCUUACAAUCUUCAACGGCACCAUAUCCAUUCAUGCGUUGGGCGAUCGACAUUGUUGGACCCAUGACGAGUUCGAGACAGAGAAAGUACAUCCUGAUCAUGACAGACUACUUCACCAAGUGGGUGGAGGCUAAAGCAUUUGUCCAAGUGACCGACAACGAGGUACAAAAUUUCAUCUGGAAAAACAUCAUCUGCCGGCAUGGUGUCCCGUACGAAAUUGUCACCGACAAUGGUUCUCAGUUCAUUUCGAACAACUUCUGCGGUUUCUACGAACGAUGGGCAAUCCGCCUCAACCGCUUCGCCCUGAUACCCGCAAUGCAACGGUCAAGCUGA
This is a messenger RNA of Brassica napus (rape), 1797 nucleotides long. RefSeq lists its product as uncharacterized. The record is from RefSeq and is a predicted model, not a curated record. Gene Ontology annotation, biological process: DNA integration. Gene Ontology annotation, molecular function: nucleic acid binding; RNA-DNA hybrid ribonuclease activity. Lineage: Eukaryota; Viridiplantae; Streptophyta; Magnoliopsida; Brassicales; Brassicaceae. The coding region runs from base 1 to 1797 and encodes 598 amino acids. The transcript is spliced from 4 exons.